This is a messenger RNA of Vicia faba (fava bean), 1056 nucleotides long. The record is from the annotation of a GenBank genome assembly. Lineage: Eukaryota; Viridiplantae; Streptophyta; Magnoliopsida; Fabales; Fabaceae.
AUGUUGGGUUCUAGAAAAUCUAGAGCUAAACCAAGGCCUCAACCCAUGCCUAUGAAGGUGACAAGGAAAUUGCGGAUUGUUUAUAAUGAUCCUUAUGCAACUGAAUCAUCAUCCGAAGAUGAGUCGCAGCCGAGGCAAAUAAGGCGGGGCUGUGUCGAGAUGCCUCUGCCUUUUAUCCGUGAUGUUUCUGCCGUGGCUGUUACUCAAGAUUCAUUCUAUGGGAAGGAGAACAUUGCAGCCAGAACGAAGAGUUCUCUGUCAGUGAGACGAGUUCAAACAAAGAGGAGGAGGUGUGUUCCUCCUGCUACUCCGACUACUAGAAGACAAUCUUCCGCGAAGUAUCGAGGAGUUCGAAUGAGGAAAUGGGGGAAAUGGGCUGCGGAGAUUCGUGAUCCGUUCAAAGGUGCUAGAAUCUGGCUUGGAACUUACAACACUGCUGAAGAAGCUUCUCAUGCUUAUGAAUCCAAAAGACUUCAAUUUGAAAUGGAAAUGGAAGCUAAAGCAAAUGAAAAAGAAGCAUGCAUCAACCAUAGUUGCUCUGCAUCAGCACCAGCUGCAACUACAUCAACUACAUCAUCCGCGGAUGCUGCUAAUGCUUCUGCGUCGGAGAAGUUUUCAACUACCGAAGAUUCUGAGAUGUUCUCGCAUGCAUCACCUUCUUCGGUGCUUGAAUUGGAUACUCUAGCAUCCAAUAUGAUGGAGAAGGUUGAUGCUGUUGUCGAAGAUGAACCUAGUGAUAUGAUGGCUUGCCAACUUGAAGAGCUAGAAAUUCCAGAUCUAAGUGUUUUGAACUUGCCUGAGCCACCUGUUGCUGCUGCAGAGAAUCCAAUUGGGACUGAUCUCAAUUUUGGUGAGUUUGGAUUUGAUUUUGAUCGGUUUAACAUCGAUGAUUUUGGACAGGAUUUUGAUGAGUUUGGUGACUUUAGGGAUAUUCACAUUCAUGGCUUUGAUGACAAUGAGCCUAGUGAACUUCCUGAUUUUGAUUUUGGCAUAGAAGACGAUGAGUUUGCUGGUUGGAUUGAAGAACCACUCCAACACAACAUAUCAUGUGUCUAA